Trichoderma aggressivum f. europaeum is the source of this 669-nucleotide messenger RNA. RefSeq lists its product as uncharacterized. The record is from RefSeq and is a predicted model, not a curated record. NCBI's taxonomy places the organism in Eukaryota, Fungi, Ascomycota, Sordariomycetes, Hypocreales, Hypocreaceae. The coding region runs from base 1 to 669 and encodes 222 amino acids. The transcript is spliced from 2 exons.
AUGGCCUCCCUCGCAGACACGCCAACCACCCGUCUAAGACGAACCUUUGCCUACCCCAACGACUCCGACUCCGAUUCCCCCGAAGCCAUGGAUGAACAAGAACAAGACUCCCUCAUCCAAACCCUCGCUACCCAAAACGCCUCCCAAAACGAAGCUCUCAACCGCAUCCUCAUCGCCCUCCCGCUCCUCUCAACAAUCGCCUACCUCCGCCCGCUCUUCACCCCCGCCACCGUCUCCUUCGCAGUCUUCUGCCUGACGUCCCUCCUCACCACCGCGUUUCUGCUCUACAAACUACCCCCCACCGAGACGGGCAUCGCCGUCAUCGAUUCCUGGGCCGGUAGCUCCAGAGCCGACCCGUCAACGAGAUUCCAGCUGCGCAGUUCUCUAAGGGGAAUCGACGCUGGCAUCGGCGUCCUCGGCCGCGCGCCCGUCGAAACGCGGUCCCCCUUGGAGAGGACGCUGCCGUAUCUAAACCUUGGGCUGGUCGUUUUGCUGGUCCUCAUGGGCUUGGUGAGAGGAGACGAGCGAGGGGGCGGGUUCGGAUGGGUCAGCAUGGGCAACGUGCCGGGGCUCGUCUACUCUGUUGCCAUCACAGCAAAGGUUGUCAUGGCCGGCGUAGAUCCGGAGAAGGAAUUGACGGGCCUCAAGUACGGCUACAAAGGUGCUUGA